AAAUAUGUCGCCGAUUGUUAUUUCUUUUGAAAGCUGGCGUAAAAUAGUUAUAUGUAUAUUAUAAUGAAACUGAAAAAUGUAACCGUUUUAAUUCCGUUUUACGCUUUUAAUUUUUUUAAAUGAACGUUUUACGCUUUAGUCUGUCACAAACCUAGCUUGGACCCCCGAUCCUGCAAACAUCGGAAGAGCUAAUCUACAAAUACAAUGUAAAUGUUUAAAAUUCGCUCUCUGAGGGUGCACGUCGUUCUGUUACUUAAGCUAUAAAAAUUAUAAAAAAUAAUUCUGUGUUUCAGUUAUGUUAAAUAAGACCCCGAUCAUUUGGAUUCAUGCCAAAAUGAAAUUUGCAAAUUUUCUCGUUAUAACAAUAAUGGUUACUCGUUUUAACGUGAAAAUUAUCUAAUUAAAACCGGGUUUUAACUUUAUGCUGUUUUUUGUCAUGAUGGCAGACCAAGGCAAAAGUUAAAUUUGAGCUGUAGCAAUAAUAGUAAAUGAGUUACAGCUCAAAAGAAAACUGUCACGAGCGGUACGGCAGCGAGCGGCGAUCGUGGGGAUCGAGCGGGCAGGGAGUAGCAAGGCAGGCCGUACUCGGGGUCAACGGGGAUUAAUUAACAGGAAUCGGGGAAGGAGACAUCAGACAUUGACUAACAUCAAUGACAGACAAUGGACUCAGACAUUCCAUGGCAUCACAACAGGCCACAGAAGGUUCAGCUCAAGACCAAAAAGAGCAAAGAGACAAUUUGCACUGGAAGAAAUUUCUGUCAGAGGCCGAUUUUUACCAGGAGUUCAAAAAUACCCAGUUAUCUCACAAAACCGUGCUGUGCUUCGGGUUGAAUACUGCUGGCAAUGAGCUCUGGGACUGCUGGGGUUACACCUUCAACAUUCCUGGAGGUGACCAUGCAGAGAAGCAGGUGAUGCAGGCCCUUGCAGACUUCCUCACGCCACAUCGACUCUGUGUGGCUCUAAGGUACCGCUUGACCUUGUACCUCUCAUAUAGCCCCUGUGAGGACUGCUGCUGUGAGCUCCUUGCAUUCGUGAAGUCUCUGAAGGUGGUCGAGGUGGAUGUGAUGGUGUCCAGGCUGUACUGCAUUGAGCAACAGCCCGUGAAGCAUAGGCUACAGCAGCUAAUGGCGUCAGGGAUCAGGUUGAGUGUGAUGGGUAGGAAGGACUUCGAGCGAUGCCUCUACCUGUUUGUGAGCCCUAACUCCAGGUUUAAGCCAUGGCCAGAGCUGGAUGCAAUGAGCAGGAGAUAUUCUAUGGACCUGCACACUGUUCUGCACGAGUGUGAUUGUGAUUGGCAUCUGGAGCCAGAACAUUUCGACAAUCCCACUGCCCUUCCCAUCCCUGCAGAUUAUGCUGCUCUGGAGAGAAGCCCCUCUUCGUCAACAACGGCUGUCUGCAAUGGGCGGGGUCUUCGAUGGCCCAACACUCCACAGAAACAGAGUGGGGUGUCGGAGAGCAAGAGGGACCCAAAGGGACAGCCUGUGAGAAGAGCACUUUUUUAAAGAUAACUCAAUUAGGACAGUCCCCCCAUGAAUAACCACCUCAUCCUGGUGGAGGGGUCCGUGUGCCUCUGUGAUCCUAGGAGCUAUGCUGUUGGGGGCAGUCGCCCCCGGUGGGGUCUCCCCAGGCAAAUGACAGGUGGGAAUGACAACUUGGGGACAAAGGGAGUUGAUUUCAAUUUGAUAUUGGUUUGAUCAGGAGGGUAAACUUUCAUGUAAUAUCAGAAGAGUGUAAACAGGCUGCAAUAGGUAUGAAAUGAAUACAGAUAAUUUUUUUUACAUAUCAGAAAAUAUUUGCCCCUGGUACCAGCUAUCAUUUAUCCUGUGCUUUACUAACUGUUAUUUGUGUUCGGAAAUAUCAGGGCAUCUGCUAAAAAACAGAAUGACUGAAGAGCUAAGGCUGUCCUGACAGGCCUUCAGUGCUGGCAGAGUUUUUGGAACUUUUCUAGCUCUUUAACAGCUUCGUAGUGACACCUAAAGGAUGAUUAAUGUAAUACAUUCAGCACCAUAAUAAUACCCAGCGCAAAUGCCUGGAUAGUUCCCAGGAUUACUGGACUGAAGCUGGUGGGGGCAGCCAGUUUGUAACUCAGAAAAACAACCUGUUUUAAGGUGUGAGUGUUUCUUGGCAAAAAUCAUUAUUGUACUUGGAGUCUGUCCCAGGCAGCACAGUGCCCAGUACCAGGGAAUGUCCUAGACAGGAUCCCCCUACAGGGCACAUACUGACUGGGAAAGUGUGGAGUUCCAAUUAGCCCGAGUGAAACCUACCCAACACAGAGAGAAGAUGCACAGGAAGCAGGACUCACAUCCUCAGCUUUGGAGGUUUGAGGCAACAGUACUAUUCACUAAGCCACGUUUUAUUGUGAUGAUAAUCAAUGAAAAUAUUGGGAGUGAUGUGUGUGUUUUAAAAAGGUACACACAAAGACAAUGUUUCUUUGUGAUUAACAUUUUAAUUAAGCAGGUAUGUUUGUAUAGUAUAUUUUUAUUUGGAAUUUUAUAAUUAAUGUCCCACAAGUUUCAGAACCAUGGACAGAAAAUAUAUCAAUCCAUUUUCCAAACCGCUUAUCCUACUGGGUCGCAGGGGGUCCGGAGCCUAUCCUGGAAGCAAUGGGCACAAGGCAGGGAACAACCCAGGAUGGGGGGCCAGCCCAUCGCAGGGCACACUCACACACCAUUCACUCACACAUGCACACCUACGGGCAAUUUAGCAACUCCAAUUAGCCUCAGCAUGUUUUUGGACUGUGGGGGGGAAAAUGGAGUACCCGGAGGAAACCCCACGACGACAUGGGGAGAACAUGCAAACUCCACACACGUGUAACCCAGGUGGAGACUCAAACCUGGAUCCCAGAGGUGUGAGGCAACAGUGCUAACCACUGCACCACCAUGCCACCUCAGAAAAUAUAAGGAGUUCAAAAUUAAAAGGUGGGGGGUGACUUAGCUUGGUUAAAAAAGGUUCAUUUACAUAUUACUGUGUACAAAUGGCUAUAAAACAGGCAAGUAUUGAAUUGUGUUCUCCACAUAUGGUUUUGUGUUGUAAUUAACAUCAUAUCCUGUGCCUGAAUAGUCAUGAUUUAUAUCUUCUCGUUAAAGUUGAUUACUGUCUUACUGUGCUUUGUGUAGUCAUUAUUAACGUUUAUGAACGAUGUCUUGUGAGCAUCUCACUUUUGUUAAAUUGUUCAAUAAAAUAUUAGUCAUUGGUA
Messenger RNA from Brienomyrus brachyistius, 3196 nucleotides. Its product is annotated as C->U-editing enzyme APOBEC-2-like. Bases 651 to 1502 code for a protein of 283 amino acids. The record is from RefSeq and is a predicted model, not a curated record. Gene Ontology annotation, molecular function: RNA binding; cytidine deaminase activity; zinc ion binding. Gene Ontology annotation, cellular component: nucleus; cytoplasm. Gene Ontology annotation, biological process: cytidine to uridine editing. NCBI's taxonomy places the organism in Eukaryota, Metazoa, Chordata, Actinopteri, Osteoglossiformes, Mormyridae. The transcript is spliced from 4 exons.